Arachis stenosperma is the source of this 951-nucleotide messenger RNA. Its product is annotated as transcription factor MYBS3-like. The coding region runs from base 10 to 744 and encodes 244 amino acids. Gene Ontology annotation, molecular function: zinc ion binding; DNA binding. Gene Ontology annotation, biological process: response to ethylene; response to auxin; response to gibberellin. The record is from RefSeq and is a predicted model, not a curated record. The transcript has 3 exons. NCBI's taxonomy places the organism in Eukaryota, Viridiplantae, Streptophyta, Magnoliopsida, Fabales, Fabaceae.
UUUCACAUCAUGAAUCGGAGGUGCUCCGGGUGCAGCAAAAAUGGUCACAACUCCAGAACAUGCCCUUACUACUCAUCCUCUGCGUCUCGCACCACCGUUACUACAGUGAAGCUCUUUGGGGUGCGGCUCUCCAUGACCCACGGAUCAGGAUCAUGCUCCGCCGCAUCACCCAAUCAUAACUCUCCUUUCUCACACUACUCUGACGGUUACGUGUUGGAUAGUGAGCCAUCAACCCCUGCCGCCACCAUCAACUGCCACCAUCCUCCUCCUACCAUAAACAAAGGCAUUCCAUGGAGCCAAGAAGAACAUCGAUUGUUCUUAAUUGGAUUGGAGAAAUUAGGAAAAGGAGACUGGCGUGGAAUAUCUCGAAAUUACGUUGUAUCAAGAACUCCAACUCAGGUAGCAAGUCAUGCUCAGAAAUACUUUAUCCGGCUGCGGCAGAGCAACGCCACGCCGCGAAAACGACGAUCAAGUCUUUUCGACAUGUUUCAAAAUAUGGCUUCAAAUUCGCCUUCACUAAAAGAAGAACAAGUGUUACUUCAACCUUCUAAGAACUCACAACUUAGCAAUGUGGAAGAAGAGCUCAAUGAAACUAUAAUGGGAUCGAAUGAAGCGACACCAGCGUCACCGCUUCCCGGAUUCUUGCGGCCGCCUUAUCCGGCUCUCCCAUUUUCCUCAUGGCCAUCAAGUGCAUGUUCCUUUGGAGAAGCUACCCUAAUCUUAGAUGGAAGGCCAUUGCAUUAGGUGUUGGCAUUUAGUAAUAUGUGAAAGGGAACAAAAUGAGGCGGGAUUAAGAAAUUUAAAAAAAAAAUCAGAAUUAAUUUUGAAAAUGUUAUUUAAAUCGUAAACUUUAAAAUAUAUAAGCAUUCGUCUGAAUUUACAAGAAUGUCUUAGUGUCUUCCAUAUCAACACGGCAAGACUACUUUAGUUAGAAAUUCUUGUUUGAAACAA